AUGGAGGCGGCAUCGGCGCGGAUGGCCGCCCGCGACCGCUACGGCGGGUGGGGGGAGGCGCCCACUUCACAGCUGCAGCGCUUCAUAUUAAACGCGUGCGACCCGCAGAAUUUCGAGCCCAAUCUGGCCUUGAACCUCGAGAUUAGCGACCUGAUUAAUACGAAGAAGGGAUCUACGCCUCGGGAAGCCGCUGUUACCAUAGUUCACUAUGUUAAUCAUCGCAAUCAGAAUGUUGCCUUACUCGCACUCAACCUCCUCGACAUCUGCGUCAAAAACUGCGGAUAUCCGUUUCACCUUCAGAUUAGCACCAAAGAAUUCCUGAAUGAGCUAGUCCGCCGCUUCCCCGAACGUCCUCCGGUCCACCCGUCGCGUGUACAGAAUCGGAUACUUGAGCUGAUAGAGGAAUGGCGGCAAACCAUAUGUCAGACCUCACGGUACAAGGAGGAUCUAGGCUUUAUACGGGAUAUGCACCGGUUACUCAGCUACAAGGGCUAUAUAUUUCCUGAAGUCCGAAAAGAAGACGCGGCUGUGCUGAACCCAAGCGACAAUUUGAGAUCAGCCGAAGAGAUGGAGGAGGAAGAACGAGAGGCACAGUCCGCAAAACUGCAGGAGCUCAUUCGGCGUGGAGGCCCACAGGAUCUGCAAGAGGCCAACAAGCUGAUGAAGGUCAUGGCGGGUUACGACACCAGAAACAAGACAGAUUGGCGCGCAAAGGCUGCAGAAGAGGUUUCACGGAUACAGCAGAAGGCCAGAAUCCUUGAGGAGAUGUUGCAAGGGUACAAACCCGGAGACGACAUCAAAGAGGGCGACGUGUUCGAGGAACUGGCCAACGCACUUCAAAGCGCCCAUCCGAAGAUCCAGAAGAUGUGCGAAGAAGAGUCGGAAGACACCGAGGCCGUUGCAAAGCUUUUCGAAAUCAACGACAGCAUAAAUCGAACAAUAGAGCGAUAUAGAUUAUUCAGAAAGGGCGAUAUCGAAGCGGCGAACAGGAUUCCUCAGGGCACACUAGGCACGAGCGGAGCUGGUGUCUCCAAGGGUCCGAACAAUGAGCUCAAUCUGAUCGACUUUGGUGACCCUGAACCAGCACCGGCAGCUUCAGAUUCCGCACCUGUCACCUCAGAACAGCCUGCGCAAAAGGGUAACGCGCUGGAGGAUGAUCUCUUGGGUCUCUCCCUGGGCGGCCCCAGCUACGGUCAAAGCGGUAGUAUAUCGUUGGGCGGAUCUAAUGGUUCAGUACUUGGACUCUCUGGCAUGCCAGUCCCACAGUCACCACAUCCCCCACAACAGCAAACCACUGCGCAGUCGAUUGUCGACCUGUUCGGUUCUACAUCGAAUCUUGGCUCUUCUCAACAGAUGCCCUCAACUCUACCAUCUGCACGCGCUCAACCCCUGCCGCAACCAGCUCGCACUCCUGACCCUUUCGCCGCUCUGAAUUCGCCGACACCCCGCCAAAGCUCGCCUAUGAACUUCCAGCAAUCCGUCAAGCCUCCACCUGCGGCAUUAGCGCCUGUUGAUCUUCUUGGAGGGGCAUUACCUGCACCAACUUCCAGCUUGGCACAAAGCAGCACGGCUGCCGCCAACGAUGACGAUGAAUGGACAUUCGCCUCAGCUGUGCCUGACACUUCGACGGAGAUCACAGUAAACAACACGGUCAUCAAUGUGGUCUUCAAGGUCUCUAGAGAAUCAGACACCGUUCUCCUGAUACAAAAUCACAUAUCGAACAAUACUCCUCAACCCAUAUCAGACCUUACUUUUCAGGUAGCAGCAUCGAAGGGCGCACAGUUGCAAUUAGAACACCAAUCAGGUGUCACACUCGCUCCCAACCAGCGCAAUGGCAUCACGCAAAACAUACGGCUCAACGGCGUACAACGAGGGUCUGGUAGCAGCAUCAAGAUGAGGUGGAAAGUGACAUAUUCGGUAGGAGGUCAAAGCAAGAACGAGAUGGGCGAGAUUCCCUUCCUUAGCGUACCAUGA
Didymosphaeria variabile is the source of this 1974-nucleotide messenger RNA. RefSeq names its product ARF-binding protein (gene GGA2). Gene Ontology annotation, molecular function: ubiquitin binding; phosphatidylinositol binding. Gene Ontology annotation, biological process: protein transport to vacuole involved in ubiquitin-dependent protein catabolic process via the multivesicular body sorting pathway; Golgi to vacuole transport; Golgi to endosome transport. The record is from RefSeq and is a predicted model, not a curated record. Gene Ontology annotation, cellular component: trans-Golgi network. Lineage: Eukaryota; Fungi; Ascomycota; Dothideomycetes; Pleosporales; Didymosphaeriaceae. The transcript has 8 exons. The coding region runs from base 1 to 1974 and encodes 657 amino acids.